AGUCCCCUCUGGACCCGCUCUCUUCUCCAGCGACUGGCUACAAGGCAAAAGGAAAGGUGCUUGGAUUCAGAUAAGCAGGAUUCUAGAUGUGGCUGCGCCGCUUUCAGGGUCGCAGCCUCAGUUUCCAUAGCUGUCAAACAGGAUAAUAGUUAUUCCAGUUCUCUCCCUGGGAUGUUGCCAAGGUCGUGUAAAAAUACGCUGUCCUAAGAUAAGCCAAAGCCACCAUCAUUGGGAGAGUCGCCAACAAAACUCGGCUUCCCUCUGCAGACAAGGCUGGUUCGACCUAGUCAACAGGAAGCUCCUUGGCUGGGACAGACUCGGAAGGAGGCCAGACGCGAGCGUUUCGGGACGGUGAUCAGAUUUGAUAAUGGGCUGCAUUAAAAGUAAAGAGAACAAAAGUCCAGCCAUUAAAUAUACAUCAGAAAACACUCCAGAACCUGUCAAUACAAGUGUCAGCCAUUAUGGAGCAGAGCACACUGCAGCGACACCAUCGUCUUCAGCAAAGGGAACAUCUGUUAAUUUUAGCAGUCUUUCCAUGACACCAUUUGGAGGAUCCUCAGGGGUGACACCUUUUGGAGGAGCAUCUUCCUCAUUCUCAGUGGUGCCAAGUUCAUAUCCUGCUGGUUUAACAGGUGGUGUUACUAUAUUUGUGGCCUUAUAUGAUUAUGAAGCUAGAACUACAGAAGACCUUUCAUUUAAGAAGGGUGAAAGAUUUCAAAUAAUUAACAAUACGGAAGGAGACUGGUGGGAAGCAAGAUCGAUUGCUACAGGAAAGAAUGGCUACAUCCCUAGCAAUUAUGUAGCCCCUGCAGAUUCCAUUCAGGCAGAAGAAUGGUAUUUUGGCAAAAUGGGGAGAAAAGAUGCUGAAAGAUUACUUCUGAAUCCUGGGAAUCAACGAGGUAUUUUCUUAGUAAGAGAGAGUGAAACUACUAAAGGUGCUUAUUCUCUCUCUAUUCGUGACUGGGAUGAAGUAAAGGGUGACAAUGUGAAACACUACAAAAUUAGGAAACUUGACAAUGGUGGAUACUAUAUCACAACCAGAGCACCAUUUGAGACUCUGCAGAAAUUGGUAAAACACUACACAGAACACGCUGAUGGGUUAUGCCAUAAGUUAACAACUGUAUGUCCAACUGUGAAACCCCAGACUCAAGGUCUAGCAAAAGAUGCUUGGGAAAUCCCUCGAGAAUCUUUGCGACUAGAAGUUAAACUAGGACAAGGAUGUUUUGGUGAAGUGUGGAUGGGAACAUGGAAUGGAACCACAAAAGUAGCGAUCAAAACACUAAAACCAGGUACAAUGAUGCCAGAAGCUUUUCUUCAAGAGGCUCAGAUAAUGAAAAAAUUAAGACAUGAUAAACUUGUUCCACUAUAUGCUGUUGUUUCUGAAGAGCCAAUUUACAUUGUUACUGAAUUUAUGUCAAAAGGGAGCUUAUUAGAUUUCCUGAAGGAGGGAGAUGGAAAGUAUUUGAAGCUCCCGCAACUGGUCGAUAUGGCUGCUCAGAUUGCUGACGGUAUGGCAUAUAUUGAAAGAAUGAACUAUAUUCAUCGAGAUCUUCGAGCUGCUAAUAUUCUUGUAGGAGAAAAUCUUGUGUGCAAAAUAGCAGAUUUUGGUUUAGCAAGGUUAAUUGAAGACAACGAAUAUACGGCAAGACAAGGUGCAAAAUUUCCAAUCAAAUGGACAGCUCCUGAGGCUGCACUGUAUGGUCGAUUUACAAUAAAGUCUGAUGUAUGGUCAUUUGGAAUUCUACUGACAGAGCUGGUAACCAAGGGCAGAGUGCCAUAUCCAGGUAUGGUAAACCGUGAAGUACUGGAACAGGUGGAACGAGGAUAUAGGAUGCCUUGCCCUCAGGGCUGUCCAGAGUCCCUACAUGAAUUAAUGAAUCUUUGCUGGAAGAAGGACCCUGAUGAAAGACCAACAUUUGAAUAUAUUCAGUCCUUCUUGGAAGACUACUUCACUGCUACAGAGCCACAGUACCAGCCAGGAGAAAAUUUAUAAUCCAAGUAGUCUAUUUUAUAUGCACAAACCUGCCAAAAUGUAAAAACUUACGUCGACUUCCUCACUUACGUACAGGAAUCAAAAGAAGAAAAUCUUCACUCUGCAUGUUUUUAAUGGUAAACUGGAAUUCCAGAUAUGGUUGCACAAAACCACUAUUUUUUCCCCAAGUGUUAAACUGUAAAGUACCGAUGAUGAAUUUUCCAACUUAUUUCAGGGUCCAAAGAAAAGUAUAGCUAAGAUAUUGAUGACAAUUUGAUAGCAUGACAAUGAAAAACAACAAGGCUACUGUUUAUAAAUCACUUCCUUUUUUUAAUUCCCCAGACUCAGAAUUGUUAACAAAAUUAUUUAUCAUUGUAGAAAAACUUGGGAGAUCAAAACAAUACCAUAAUAAAAUCUAAAAUCAAGGAACUUCAUGGGACCAAACAAUUCCAUUCCAUUUCUAAGAUUUUCUUGCAUUCAUAUUCUCAAAGAUUUUUUAUAAGUUGAACAGUUAAUAUGCAGUCCUGAAAUAUGCCUCCCUUGCAUGGAAAUCAGCAAGGUUUUAGCAGCAGAAAGGAAUAUAAACAACAUCUAAAACUUUAAACAAUAACAGUGGGAUUUGAAAUUAUAAUGCACUAUGUUAACACUCAAACUCAUGGAAUAGGAAAUAGAAGAAAUUUUUCACUUUAAUCAUUUCUGAAUAGCUCAGUUUCAAAUAAUGAAGGUAACUAGAAAUUAAUUUAAUCUUUUAUAAGGUUGCAUUGAUUUUAAAGGCAAUAUAUAACUGAAUUUAUACUAUCCAAUCCGAGGGAGAAAAGUCCCAGCAUUUAAGUAGUCCUUUUUUAAAAAACAGACUGGUGUUGUGAGAUAUUGCUAAAUAUGUACUUAUGGUAAUGGUUGCCACAAAUGUAAAAAUAUCACGAGAUCAGGGACUUGAAUGCACUUUGCUCUUAUUGCAGAUACACUGAGAGAAAAAUGUAUUUAAAAGAAAUAUGAGAAAAGAAAAUGUGAAAGUUUUACAGAUAGAGGGAUGGAAUGUUGUUUCAUGUUGGUGUUAUGGAGUGACAAAAUGGCUUUGCUGGCAGUCAGAGUUCCUCACUUAACCUAUUUUGUGAAAUUUUAAGUUAUACGGUAUGACUAUAAGACAAUAAACACUAAAUGAAUGUUAUAGCCUCAGAAUAAUGAAGUUAAGACUUUCCACUAAUUCCAGUGAGACAGCUUUUAUGCAAAACAUUUUUAAAAACCCAGUUUUCAAAUCUACAUUUACUUUAUACUUAAUGGUGACAAAAUUUUUCCCUCUUAGAAUUUAGUUAAUAUAGAGAAUAAAACUUAUUCAGAAUGAUAACACUGGUGAAAAGAGGGGACAGUUUUUGCCUAUUUAAAGUGCAGAGUGAAACAUACAAAAUAAGACUGAUUUCUGUGACUAACUCAGAAAGACAUUCCAAAAUAUGAAUUUUAUUAGCAGCAUUACUGGCUUAAGGAUCUGGCAAAGGAACUGAAUCAGACAAAAUAAAAGUCUGGUAUUUAUGUUUUAAAAUACUCUUUUAAAGUCACACUUUAAAUAAAGCAAUACAUCAAGUCCCCAUAUUUUAGGAAUAUAAUUUUUACCUACCAUCACUUACCUGAUUUAAUCAUUAAGUUUAAAAUUCUGUGCCAUAGUAUCUUUGUUGAAACUCAAACCAUUUUGAAAUGUUACAGAUAAACUUCAUGUAAGUUGGCAACAGUUUUGGUACUAAAAAUUUUGGUGGUUUCUUAAUGUUUACGUAACCUGUUUAGUAUUGAAUCCCUCUUCCAAGAGGAUCUUCCUACGAAGACUGCCAUCAUCAUUUACCCUUAACGUCUGCAACCUGUGAAAUCAGAUUUUUAAAGGGCUUCAUGUGAACUAUGUGAACUAUGAUAUAAUUUUUCUCGCGUUGAAAAAAGGAUAACAAAAUUAUGUUUAUGUACUAAUUCUGUUCAGAAAAAUAAGUCAGGAAAAGUUGAUGGUAUUCAUUAGGUUUUAAUUGAAUGGAGCUGUUCCUUAUAAUAUCAGUUGUAUAGUAAGGGAGUAACACUAACUCAAUAUGUAUCCAGUUUAAAUGAUUAUUUUUAAAUUGCCAAGCAAAACAAACAACUUUGUACAUUUGAAGAUUUUUUUCCAACAGUCUUCAAUAUCUUAAUGUGGACCUUAACCCUUACCAAAAAAAAAAAAGUUGGCAAAAAUGACCUUCUAGCACAAACACUUUUUAAAUAAGUAAUGGUAGCCUAAAACUUAAUAUUUUUAUAAAGUAUUAUAAUAUUGUUUUGUGGAUAAUUGAAAUAAAAAUUCUCAUUGAAUAUACCCAUUUAUCUUUUUAGCCACCAUUCAUACUUUCUCAUCCAUUUUUUUAAAUUGGUAUUUAAAGCAAAGUAUAUUCUGAAUUUGUUCUUAUAUUGGGGGAAAAAAGUGUUCAGUUAUAACUCUUAAUAAAGAAUUGAUUUAAUUCUG
Hipposideros armiger (great roundleaf bat) is the source of this 4439-nucleotide messenger RNA. It is a transcript of the gene YES1, whose product is annotated as YES proto-oncogene 1, Src family tyrosine kinase. The transcript has 12 exons. Lineage: Eukaryota; Metazoa; Chordata; Mammalia; Chiroptera; Hipposideridae. Gene Ontology annotation, molecular function: protein tyrosine kinase activity; protein binding; ATP binding. The record is from RefSeq and is a predicted model, not a curated record. The coding region runs from base 368 to 1993 and encodes 541 amino acids. Gene Ontology annotation, biological process: protein phosphorylation.